GGGAGUGCAGGGGGGGGGCGCAACUCUACUUAACACGGAAAGGUCUGAUGAUCGGGAAAAUAAAAUGAAUUUCUCAGACAGGGAUGUAAACGCGUUUCUAAUUAAAGACACGCCGGGCUAAACCACAAGGGGACUGCUCAUUACGUCGGCAGGAGAGAAUAAAAAGUCAGCGAGACCCAACCGAAAAACCGGAGAGAAACUUCAGGAGCCACACGCACGUUCGCCAAAGCGGGGGUGAAGGCAGAAGAAAUAAGUUGUCAAGAGGACUUUUAUUAUUUUCCACCCACUUUGAAGUCGAUAAAGUCAGCCUGGGCUGCCACAUGCCCCUCAUACAGAUAUAUAAGAACCUCCUGCUGCGGGGCUGACAUGGUGCAGAUGUACAAGGACUGGGAAUACCUGAGCCUGCGGCUCCGCUGAGCACUGCGCUGUAAUCUCAAGGGUUGAAGCGGAUCCUCGGAGUGAUCAUUUGGAAGAACAAGUGGGAUCAUACAGCAUACAGUAGGGAAUAGAAGCAUCGGAAACCAAAGGGGAAUAAAAGGGGAAGCUGAAGGCAGAGCCCAAGGCGAGGAGUGUCGUUUCUUUGGAUUUCGGGAGCGAUGAGCAGACCGAAGUCUCCUUUCAUUCUGGGACUGGUUUUGAUAAUCUGCACGGCGGGACAUUGCAAAGAGACCACUGGGCCGAUGGAACAUAAACUGUUGAACUUGAUCAUGAAUAGCGUGAGCCAGGUGAAGAGUACCCCUACGCAAGACGGCACUAGCGCUGGACCCUUCUUGAAAAGUCAAACUUUUACUGUUCCAUCUAAGGAUUUACCAGAACGCAAGUCCUUCACAGAUCGGAAAGUUGAAAUAUUUCCUAGAGAUCUGAGAUCAAAAGACAAGUUUUUAAAACAUUUGACAGGUCCUCUUUACUUUAGUCCAAAGUGCAGUAAACAGUUUCACAGGAUUUAUCACAAUACAAGGGACUGCAAUAUGCCAGCAUAUUACAAAAGGUGUGCCAGACUUCUUACAAGAUUAGCAGUCAGCCCAAUGUGCAUGGAUGGGUAGCUUUAAAAAGAAAAUAAAAAAAGAAUAAAUCUAAGCAGAUUGCACUGAAAUAACAAGAUCCCAUGAACCAAGAAAAAGUGCCUUGGAAUCCAACAGGGAAACACACCAACUUUUGUAUCAUGAUCCAUUGUGAACAAAGAUUUAUUUUUGCAAACUGAUGGAAUAUUUCCAUAGACUUCUCCGGACAUGUUUUUGUAUGUUGUUUACAGACCUGCAGCAAUUCUGUAAUGAACCUCAUAGUACCAUGAAACUGAUAAAUGAAGAAAGAACACUGUUUUUCAGUGUUAUUUUGCCAAACUAGAGUAAAUGAACCUUGUGUGCAUGGAUUUUUUAAUUCAUCAACACAAUGUUGGAAAGAUUCUUGUGUAUCAUCUGACAUGCCAUUUUGAACAUAUUCAAGGAGGCAUUGCAUAAAUCAUCUUCACAGCACUGGUUAUUACUUGUCUCAAGAAAUCACCCAUCACAGCAAAUGUAUUAAGUUCAAAUGGGGUCAUAUUGCAUCCCAUGUUGAAAUUAUGAACUGCAUGACAAUAUUCUUGCCUUUUAUGCUCUGCAAGGCAUUAUGCUGUAAGCAGAGGUGAUCUGCUUUAUAAGUUGCUGAUUAUAGUUUACAUUCUGUAAAAGAUGAACAGUGUAUUUUUCUGAAUAUCAGUAGAAUAUAUGUACCGUAUAUUCGAGCUUAUGUCUUCAGUCUUACUGUAAAUUAAUGUAAUAAACAUUCCUGCUAAAAUGUGCAAUAUGUACAUACUGUAAAUAACAGAUAUCAAUUAUAAAUAAUUGUGUUUGGUAUAUGAUAAAUGAUGUGAUGAGGUAUAUGUAUAUAAAUAUA
Messenger RNA from Polypterus senegalus (gray bichir), 1872 nucleotides. RefSeq names its product ALK and LTK ligand 2b (gene alkal2b). The record is from RefSeq and is a predicted model, not a curated record. Gene Ontology annotation, biological process: positive regulation of ERK1 and ERK2 cascade; positive regulation of ERK5 cascade. Gene Ontology annotation, molecular function: receptor tyrosine kinase binding; receptor signaling protein tyrosine kinase activator activity. The transcript has 6 exons. Bases 597 to 1043 code for a protein of 148 amino acids. Lineage: Eukaryota; Metazoa; Chordata; Cladistia; Polypteriformes; Polypteridae.